Molecule: messenger RNA, 1173 nt
Organism: Stegodyphus dumicola
Lineage: Eukaryota; Metazoa; Arthropoda; Arachnida; Araneae; Eresidae
Gene: Ubc4
Product: ubiquitin conjugating enzyme 4
Molecular function (GO): protein binding
Source: RefSeq, a predicted model, not a curated record
GGCAACACUGUCCAUGAACUUCGACUCUAGAUUUACGACGUUCUAGUGUGUUUUUAUGACUUAAUAACUGAAUAUGACAAUUCUCUCAUCUUAUGUGUGUAUGUAAAUAUUAUGCGUCUAAUUUGUUUACAGUAGAUGAUAAGUUUCUGCUUUAUUUGACGGUUUAUGGCGACCGGUGGAUCAUGGCAAACAUAGCAGUUCAGCGUAUCAAACGAGAGUUUAAGGAAGUUGUAAAGAGUGAGGAGGCUGCAAAAUGUGCAAUUAGUGUGGAAAUAGUUAAUGAUACUUAUACAGAAUUAAAGGGUGAAAUUUCUGGACCACCGGACACACCAUAUGAAGGAGGAAAUUUUAUUUUAGAAAUCAAAGUACCAGAAACAUACCCAUUUAAUCCACCCAAAGUUCGCUUUGUCACAAAAAUAUGGCAUCCAAAUAUCAGUUCAGUUACAGGAGCAAUCUGCUUAGAUAUUUUAAAAGAUCAGUGGGCUGCUGCAAUGACUCUGAGGACAGUGUUAUUAUCUCUUCAAGCUUUAUUAGCUGCUGCUGAGCCUGAUGAUCCUCAAGAUGCUGUAGUAGCUAAGCAGUAUAAGGAAGAUCCUGAAAUGUUUAAACUCACUGCCAGACAUUGGGCUCAAGCUUAUGCUGGAGCUCCACCAUUCCCUUCAGAUUUUGAUGACAAGAUAAAAAGGUUGAUGGACAUGGGUGUUGAUGAAUUUGCUAGUGAUAUGAGCUGUUAUGAAUUAUUAAAUUUGAAGUAUGAAAUAGCACAAAGCUCGUGUGGCCUUAUCUUCUUGUUCCUGGAACCUGGAGAAGGCAACUGAAACACUGUUCAGCUAGGUCACCAUUCAUUUCAUUGACAACUGAAUUAACUCUGUGCACAUGCCAUCUAAAAUUCUCCAGAUUAUUGGUUGACAAAAUUUAGAAAUAGUAUGUUAUGUAACAAAAUGUGUUUAUUUUCAAGUUUAAAGACUUUCUAAUGAACGUUCAUUAAUGAAUAAAUUGCUAUAUCUUAAAUUUUUGCAAUGCCUGCUGUUAUUAUAAUUUGGUUGAUUUUGAUGGCAGAUAAUUCAAAAGAUGUGGAAUUCUAGCUUAAUAAACAUCAACAGUUGUAUAAAAUGUUAAUGCCAAGAUUGGUUCUCAGAAUGAAUAAAAUUAUUUGAUUUCUUGAUUCUAUAA